Messenger RNA from Aspergillus puulaauensis, 1710 nucleotides. Its product is annotated as Zn(II)2Cys6 transcription factor. Gene Ontology annotation, cellular component: nucleus. The transcript has 5 exons. Gene Ontology annotation, molecular function: DNA binding; DNA-binding transcription factor activity, RNA polymerase II-specific; zinc ion binding. NCBI's taxonomy places the organism in Eukaryota, Fungi, Ascomycota, Eurotiomycetes, Eurotiales, Aspergillaceae. The record is from RefSeq and is a predicted model, not a curated record. The coding region runs from base 1 to 1710 and encodes 569 amino acids. Gene Ontology annotation, biological process: DNA-templated transcription; regulation of DNA-templated transcription.
AUGGGAACCGAUCUCCUCGCAUCGCCUUGCAGACACGUUUUGCUGCUCAACUUCGAAAUGAAAUCUGGAACAGUGUCGUCAACCUCGCCAAACGGUCACAGCUCUCGCCAACGCCCGGGGUCCGCUUGUGAGGAGUGUCGCCGACGGAAGGUUCGUUGCGACCGACAGAGACCGCAGUGUCAGGUCUGUUAUGAGAGUGGUCUUGAAUGCAAGAUAAGCACGACAAGACUUCCUCGCGGGCCACGGAAAGGCCAGCUCCGGACUUUGAGAACUCGCAUCGCCGCCCUCGAACGCUGCCUGGCCGACCGGCAUCCAGAAAUUGAUAGACAAGUGAAUGCCCUCCUAGAGGGCACGGAUCUAGAGUAUGAAUCAGAAGAGGACGCCAUUCGUGACCAGCCCCAAUCUAGGGACUGCACAGAAUCACCAAAGAGUGGCACCGGCACGAAGUCACCCCAGUCGCCGGGUUUGCCGCGGUCGGGGCUCGUUAAUGAGCUGAUGCGAGCUGAUCUUGAUCAACUAUACUUCGAUCGUGUUCACCCUUUUGCGCCAAUUCUCCAGCGAUGGCGAUAUCACAUGUGGUCCAAGCAGCAAAAUAAGAGUGAGGCACAGUCGUGUCUCCAAUAUGCCAUGUGGACGAUCGCAGCUUCGUUAUCCGCCCAGUUUCGCGCCCUGCGCGACCCGCUAUACCAGGAGACCAGACGGAUAUUGGAUACACUGGACUCCCAAAAUCCUGGGACGGACGCAAGUGCAGGCAUUGAGCAGGCGCAGGCCUGGGUUCUUGUUUGCAUUUAUGAAUAUAUGCAGGUUUCGUCGCUGCAAGCAUGGAUGAGUGCCGGCAGAUGCUGUCGCCUUGUGCUGGGAAUGCGCUUGUACGAGUUGGAUGACCCCAACAGCCCUGUGAUGAUAGCAAAGGACCAGGAGACGAGUUUGGUCGAUUGGACAGGUCUAGAAGAGCGCCGGCGCACAUUUUGGAUGGCAUACUCGCUCGAUCGGUUCAUAAGUUUCCACAACAGCCUGCCCUUCACUCUGAAUGAGCAAUUAAUUGCCACCCGUCUGCCCGGGCCUGAGGAAGAAUUCCAAGCCGGGCAGCCUGUCGUAACGCAAUAUCUACCCGAAGUUAUGACCAAAGCCAGCAACGACUCUGUCCACCCCAUCUCCUCUUUCAGCGAGUGCGUCGUCCUCGCCACAAUUUGCGGCAGGGCCCUGUCGCAUAGGCAAAAGGUAGCUGUCGAGCAGCUCAGCAUCAGUGGUGACGUCGCUGUCUUUGAGGGCUUCUGGACGCGGCAUCAAUGGCUGCACGAGAGGUUGAACUGUCGCAUCCGGGUGCUCUCAGUCUCCCCACAGGUCGAUCCGAUGUUGAUGUUCGCUCGCAUCGUUGCCCAAACCAUGGUCCUUUUCUUGCAUAGCGUGCUGGAAUCCAUUACCUGGAAGACAGGUGACCAUCUCUUAGGAAUCAUUGAGUAUGAGAGAUUGUGCGUCAUGGCUGCGCAUGAGGUAGUGAAUCUGAUCAAGUUGCAGGGACAGCUUGGUUACUUUAAAGUCCACCCAUUAACUCCGAUCCCGUUAAUGAUGUGCACUGAAUUCUUUGCCGGGCACGGCUACCUUGACGUAGGCUUCGAUGGGAUGCUGCAGGAGGUACUGGCGUGUCUUGGGGACCUUGAUCGAGUGAAAAAUGCGCCACAUAGCCCCCGAGGGUCUGUGUCUGCGUAG